Molecule: messenger RNA, 4735 nt
Organism: Sus scrofa (pig)
Lineage: Eukaryota; Metazoa; Chordata; Mammalia; Artiodactyla; Suidae
Source: RefSeq, a predicted model, not a curated record
CUGUUCUCUUAGCCCUCCUUAGGCGGCUUUAGUGCACUUUGCAGCGAGAAGGAUAUGCGCCUGCGCGCUAAAAAUCAGUGUCCGCUCUUCCUAUUGGCUCAUGCUUGCGGCAGGGGAAUACGAAAUCUCCAGCCAAUAGGAAUCAAGGUGCCGGAACCCCAGUGGUUUCCCCAGCUGGGGUGAUCUGGCGCAGAGCGGAGUUGGCGCUUGGGGAUCGCUCCUGCUCCUCCCCUCUCCUUGCGGCCUCCGGGAGGUCGGCCCAGAUCCAGUGGUCUCCCGUGAGAUGUGGAUGACGCCCAAGAGGAGCAAAAUGGAAAUCGAGGAGCCUCGGGGUUUCCAGGCCGAGUGGACUCAGCGUUACCUGGUUGUGGAGCCUCCGGAAGGCGAAGGCGCCCUGUGCCUGGUCUGUCGCCGCCUGGUCGUAGCCAAUGGCGAACCCGAUGUCAGGCACCACUACGAGGCGGAGCACGAUUACUACGAGCGGUAUGUGGCGGAGGGCGAGCGCGCGGCCCUGGUGGAGCGUCUGCGUCAGGGCGACUUGCCCGAUGCCGCCCCGCUCACCCCGGAGGAGAGAGCUGCUCGUGCAGGCCUCGGGCUCACCCGCCUCUUGGCCUUGAAGGGUCGCGGCUGGGGUGAGGGGGACUUCGUGUACCGGUGCAUGGAGGUGAUGCUCAGAGAUGUGCUGCCUGAUCACGUAGGCGUUAUGGAUGGCAUUGAUUUAUCUCCGGAGAUCACGCAGCAGAGGGUCCUAGACAUUAACCAGAAUCUACGCAGUCAGCUUUUUAACCGAGCCAAGGACUUUAAGGCCUAUUCCCUUGCGUUGGACGACCAGGCUUUUGUGGCCUAUGAGAACUACCUCCUCGUCUUUGUCCGCGGCGUGGGCCACGAUUUAGAGGUGCAGGAAGAGCUUCUGACCAUCAUCAACCUGACUCAGCACUUCAGUGUUGGUGCCCUCAUGGCGGCAAUCCUUGAGGCCCUGCAAACUGCAGGGCUUAGCCUGCAGCGGAUGGUUGGACUGACCACGACCCACACUCUGAGGAUGAUUGGUGAGAACUCAGGGCUGGUGUCAUACAUGAGAGAAAAGGCUGUAAGCCCCAACUGUUGGAAUGUUAUCCAUUAUUCGGGGUUUCUUCACUUGGAACUGUUGAGCUCCUACGAUGUGGAUGUUAAUCAGAUCAUAAAUGCCAUAUCUGAAUGGAUAGUUUUGAUUAAGACCAGAGGCGUUAGGCGGCCAGAAUUUCAGGCUUUACUAACUGAAUCGGAAUCAGAGCAUGGUGAAAGGGUUAAUGGACGCUGUCUGAACAAUUGGCUUAGAAGAGGGAAGACCUUAAAACUAAUAUUUUCUUUAAGAAAAGAGAUAAAAACAUUUUUGGUUUCAAUAGGGGCAACAACGGUCCAUUUCACAGACAAGCAGUGGCUUUGUGACUUUGGCUUUUUGGUGGAUAUUAUGGACCACCUUCGAGAACUCAGCGAACUAUUGAGAGUAAGUAAAGUCUUUGCUGCUGCUGCCUUUGACCAUAUUUGUACCUUUGAAGUUAAGCUGAAUUUACUUCAGAGACAUAUCGAGGAAAAAAAUCUAACACACUUUGCCGCCUUGAGAGAAGUUGUUGAUGAGCUUAAAGAGCAUCUUCAAGAAGAUGAAAAAAUACUUGAUCCUGAAAGGUAUCAAGUAGUGAUCUGUCGCCUACAAAAAGAAUUUGAGAGACAUUUCAAGGACCUCAAGUUCAUUAAAAAGGACUUAGAGCUUUUUGCAAAUCCAUUUAGCUUUAAAGCUGAAUAUGCACCUAUUUCAGUAAGGGUGGAGCUAACAAAACUUCAGGCAAAUACUAAUCUUUGGAACGAAUACAGAACCAAAGACUUGGGGCAAUUCUAUGCCGGACUGUCUGCUGAAUCUUACCCAAUUAUCAAAGGGGUUGCCUGUAAGGUAGCAUCCUUGUUUGAUAGUAGCAAGAUUUGUGAAAAGGCUUUUUCAUAUUUGACUCGAAACCAGCACACCUUGAGCCACCCAUUGACAGACGAACACCUCCACGCCCUGUUUCGGAUUGCCACCACUGAAAUAGAGCCUCAAUGGGAUGAUCUUGUGAGAGGAAGAAAUGAAUCGAAUCCAUAAGCUUUUGUAGUACAACACCGAAACACUCAACAAGAAUCCAACUCUAAAAGCAAAAAUAUGUUUGAUUUUCAACUUUACUAAUUUGGAUUGUGGGAGAGUACCAUGUUUUUUCACCCAAAGUGAAAAAACUUUCAUCGCAGACAUUUUUCACAAUUCAAAUGCUUCAGACAAUUUUUUUUUCCUCUUUUCAAGAGGCAGCAUGAGACUGAAACAUGCAGAUACCUUUUUUCAAAACUUGGUGGCAGAGUCAUUAUCUUUUGCUUUUAUGAUAUAAUUGUUUUUUAAAAAGUUCAGUAUUAAUCAUGUGAGUUGAAUUAGGAGUCUGUUUUUAAGACGUUUCAAAGAAACUUUAGCUCUUAUUUUAACAAAGCGUUGAGAUUCUGAUGCGUAUAGUCUGAAAUUAUCAACUCCUUAAAUGUAUGUUUGAGCCAGUUUGCAGAAACUCACAUUAACAAGUGCAGAAGUUUCUGAAAAGGAAGAACGUACAUACAGAGGAGGUAUUUUGUCUAACUAUCAAAAUGUUUGAGACUAUUUUUUUAGACACAUUUCUGAGUCUGAAGUAAAUACAGACAUAUUUUCUCCCUCUCACUCCCCCACCUGCCCUAGUGAUAAUGAUAUUACUCAUAGAGGAAAUAAUCAAUUAAAAUUUUAGUCAGAGGAGCAAGAAUUAUUUUUAAAUUGUUGGUUCAGGAAACUUCCUGAAGUUUGGAGAUCAGACUAACCAUUUAUUGGAGGUUUUCCCUGAUUUUUCACAAUUGGGUGCUGUUUUAUGAGCUUGCCUACUAAAGGACUACGAUGAUUCUGGCUCUUCUGGGAUUUAAAGUAAGUAAACUUAACAAAAUAUUAGAAGAAUGACUCAGCCCUUCCGGUCACUAGACACUCAGUUCACUUGCUUUCCUACCUGCAGGAUGUUCUCAUCUCCUCCCCAAGGAAGGUAACCUAGAAGUGACAUCUAGUCAAUGUGUGCUUCUUAGAUUUACUAUAUUUCUUUGCUUUCUUGUUCACAUGCCUCUCUGAACUUGGUUUUCUGAGUAACUUGGGCUUUCAGGCUUUGUGGGAGACCCAUACCUUAGUCUCUUUUUCCUUGAGCCAUUUUUUCCAAUUUAAGGGAUUAACCAGUGUUAACACUGUUAGUUGAACUUUUAGUUUGAGGCCCAUUAAACUGGUCUAAAGGUUUUAACGGUAGGUGCGAUGGUCAUCCAGUGAUUUGAUCCUUGCUGCAAAAGUAGGUUUUAAUCAACCUUUGGAGUAAAGGAUUUCCCUUUUCUCUCUGAAAUAGCCUCUUCCUACCUAAGCAUUUGAGUUUGUGAACUCUCUUUAUUCUCUUGCAUUUCUGCUUGCAAACUGAUGAGUUCUUUUCUGAGUUCAUCUCUUUCCUGUGUAUCUUGUCAAAUGCAAUCAUAAAUAUUUUGUUUUCUUGUCUUUUUUUUCCUUAGUAAAGGAUAGAUUCUUUGUCCUUCAGAUGCUCUCAAAGGACAGUUUCACCACUCCAUAAUAUGCAUUCCCCCAGCAUAAGUUAUCUCUUUCAUCCUCCAAUAUCAAUUUUCUGAAGGCCUGCCAACUAAGCCAAUGUUCAAUAUGCUAGGUUUUUUUGAAAACAGCCAAUUCUUGUAUCAGAAUGGGCUAGGUUGCCAUGUGGUAACACCACAAAAUCUCAGUAUUUCAUGCAGCUUUUCUCUCAUAGCUUGGCUAGGGGCUUUGUUCUAAGUCAGGUUGAUGAACUAUGGCCUGUGGGCAAAAAUCUGUCCUGCUACCUGUUUCUGUAAAUAAAGUUUUAGUGGAAGACAGCCUUGCCCAUUUGUUUAUGUAUUGUGUAUGGCUGCUUUUGCUCUACAGUGGCAGCUGAGUACAAAAGUGUGUGGCCCACAAUUUCUAAAAUAUUUACCAUGUGACCCUUUACAGAAAAUAUUCAUUGAUCCCGCUCUAAGUGGUCCUCAUUCUGGGACUCAGGCUGACCAAGCAGAUAUCUAGGGUGUAGUUGCUCAUUUUGGGAAAUGAAAAAAGUAUGACACAUCAUUUACAGGCCCUUAAGGCACUCUCAUUGACCAAAGCAAAUCCCACAGCCACAGCAAAGUUCAAGGAAGAGUGUAUUCCUUCCUCGAGCCUUGGAAGAGAACCAGAAUUAUUUGGAAGACAAUACUACCAAUUAACACAUAGUUAUAUCUUCCUACUUAUAAAAUUUCUUUUAUAACUAUUUUAAAAUAUACUUCCUUUUUAAUUGAGGUGACAUUUACAGUCAGUAAAAUGCAAGUAUUUAGUGUACACCUCAGUAGAAUUUUAUAUACACCCAUGAACCCAUUACCCAGAUCAAGAUACUGGACAUUACUAGUACCCCUGUCAGUGCCCUAUGGCCCCCCCCCCGACACACACACAUAGAGAUAACUGCUAUUCUGACCUUUAUCACCAUGGGUUAUUUUUGUCCGUUUUAAAGCUUCAUGUAAAUGUAUAAUUACAUGUACUCUUUUCUUCAGUAUUGUGUCUGUGAGUUAGCCAUGUUAUUGUGUGUAGCAGUGGUUUGUUUUUUAUGUAUGACUUUACCACAAUUUAUGAAUCCAUUCUACUGUUGAUGGAAAUUUUGGUUGUUUCUAGUUUGUGGUUAUUAUGAAUAAAGUUGCUAUGAACAUU